Messenger RNA from Neltuma alba, 1566 nucleotides. RefSeq lists its product as uncharacterized. The record is from RefSeq and is a predicted model, not a curated record. Gene Ontology annotation, molecular function: protein binding. NCBI's taxonomy places the organism in Eukaryota, Viridiplantae, Streptophyta, Magnoliopsida, Fabales, Fabaceae. The coding region runs from base 1 to 1365 and encodes 454 amino acids. The transcript is spliced from 9 exons.
AUGGAGCUUUUCAAUAACGAUGAUCUUAACUACGUUGUGGACGACUAUUACGACGUCCCGGACUUUGAGGAUUUUGAGGAUGAUGACUCUUCUGCCGACAGUCGCUCUUACAGCAACGCUGCCUCUCAUUCUCCGGACUCCGACUAUGAAGAUGAUUUUGAAAUGGGUCAAUCGAAGACUGAUACUUCUGCUCGGGAAGCUAGGAACGGGAAAGAUAUCCAGGGAAUUCCUUGGGAGAGGCUUAAUUAUACAAGGGACAAGUACCGUGAGACUCGACUAAAGCAGUACAAGAACUAUGAGAAUCUCUCUCGCUCUCGGGUGGAUCUUGACAAGGAGUGCCUCGAAGUGAGGAAAGGAAAUUCCUUCUAUGACUUCCAGUUCAAUACAAGGAUCGUCAAAUCAACAAUUGUGCAUUUUCAGCUGAGGAAUUUGUUAUGGGCAACGACGAAGCAUGAUGUAUACCUUAUGCAAAACUACUCUGUGAUGCAUUGGUCGUCUUUACUCCGAAGGAGUAAAGAAGUACUUAAUGCGGUGAAACCCAUUGUUCCAACUGUUAAGCGCCCCGGAUUUUCUGCUCAACCUAUCUCCAGAGUACAAAUAAGCACCAUGGCUGUUAAAGAAAAUUUAAUGGUAGCAGGCGGUUUCCAGGGUGAGCUUAUUUGCAAGAACCUGAAUAAAUCUGGAGUUGCUUUCUGUAGUAAAAUAACUACCGAUGAUAAUGCUAUAACCAAUGCUGUAGAUGUUUACCCUAAUCCCAGUGGGUCUAUGAGGGUCGUGACAGCAAAUAAUGACGCCCAAGUUAGAGUUUUCGAUGCUGAUAAUUUUGCUUCUCUUGGUUGCUUCAAAUAUGACUGGUCUGUUAACAGCAUUUCAGUUAGUCCCGAUGGGAAGUUGUUAGCUGUUGUUGGGGAUAGUGCUGAGGGUUUGAUAGCUGAUGCUAACACAGGAAAGGUUACCGGUAGCCUGACAGGACACUUGGACUAUUCUUUUGCCUCUGCUUGGCAUCCAGAUGGGCGAAUAUUGGCUACUGGGAAUCAGGACACAACAUGUAGGUUGUGGGACAUCAGAAAUCUUUCACGUUCCAUUGCUGUACUCAAGGGAAGAAUGGGUGCAGUAAGAGCCCUGAGGUUCACUUCAGAUGGACGGUUUCUGGCUAUGGCUGAGCCAGCGGAUUUCGUCCAUAUUUUUGACUCUCACAGUGAUUAUAAACAGGGACAAGAAAUUGAUUUAUUUGGUGAGAUCGCUGGUAUUUCCUUUAGCCCGGACACGGAGGCUCUAUUUGUUGGCAUCGCUGAUCGUACUUAUGGGAGCUUGUUGGAGUUCAACAGGAAACAUUUUAAUCGAUAUCUAGACUGUGUGUUUUAGAGGAGCCUCUCCCAACCCGUACAGCAAGCCUCUCAAUACUGAUUUUUGAAGGUGUUUUUCUCCGGAGAUCCUUCUUCGUUUACUUUUGAGUUUUAUGGUUAGGCAACUUGUAAAUUUCGUCCUCAGUGAGCUAUUUCUGUUAAGGCAUCCUGACUUUUCAAAUGCGGGAAUGUAUUCUCAAUUUUUUUUUGGGAUGGAAUA